UAAAUUCAAGUUUUGUUAUGGAAUCUCUCGUCGUUCUGAUAUCCUCCUCUUCUUCAGACGAUGAAGAAGAAUCUGAAAACGACAGCGUUUAUAGUGAAUCAGAUGAUAAACAAAAUGACGAUAAUAAUGAUUCCGAUAGUGACUAUAAGAUUUCUGAUAAUAAUCAUGAACUACAACGCUAUCAUAAUCCUCGCCAUCAAGGAAAUGAUGAAUUACCAGAGCUAAGUCUUAACGAGUGUAAAGAAUACUUGCGGAAAUAUGGGUUGAGAUUAUCUGGGACCAAGGAGGAGUGCCUACAGCGAGUGAAAGAGCAUGGGAGGUUAAAAGCUGGAAGGGGUGAAUUACUAUAUCCCAGAUCAUCGUUUUCCAUCAACUGCACUGGGGAUGCAUGCAAAGGAGAUGUUGUGUUCUUCAAACAAAGGGUACACAAGAAGCAAGGAUAUAUGGUGGGAAAAAGAAGUGUUGCUGGGAGGAUAGUUAAAGAAAGUUAUGGUGCAUCAAAACAACAACAUACAUUCACGAUUGAAGUCUUAUGGAGCAAACCAUUCAGAAACCUCCCUCCGCUUUCCACUUUGCUAGUAAAAGGCCGCAACCUCUAUAAGUUUGGGACAUUCCGUCAGCCUUGGAGGAAUGAAGCAGAAAGAUCAAAAGUGCUUAGCGAGAAACACGAUCGCGGGGAUGAAGCUAGGCAUGUACGAAAACUGAGGCAGACGGACAUUGCUUCCAUUAAUGAUAGAGGUACGAAGCGUCAAAAGCUACACCACGGAGGACCAUCUACAAGUAAACACCAAACUCACAUAGAUAAACAGAAGUCUUCCAGGAGACGAGGUACAACCCCUGUAAAAAAGAAUAAAACAGCUCAAAAGAAGGAUGUACGGUUUAAAAAGACGGAAUCGAGAUGGCCUAUACAACCCCCAGACCAUGUUGUACAUUCUGGUCAUCACCUACAAGAACCAUCAUCAUCUUUUUCAUAUGAUACAACUCCAUUGUCUGGUUUUCCGCCUGUUGGGUUUUCUGUCUACGGUCCUUACAACAAUGGACAUCCUCGACCUAAUCAUGUCAUAUAUCAACCACCUCAUUACCAUCAUCACCACUACGAGCAACCUGCUCCUAGGUAUAGGUUUGGUUAAGUACUCUAAGACUAUCAAAGACAAAUUGUCUACCUUACCAUGUACAAACCAAUCAUCUUUGGAUCACGUUUUUAAAUCAGCAAACAACAUGACGUGAUAUAACUAUGGUUGGUUUUUACUUCACCCACAGAGUUACAAACUUGAUGUAUCUAUCAUCUUGCAAAUGAAAGUCGACAAUUUGAUGCA
Erigeron canadensis is the source of this 1316-nucleotide messenger RNA. Its product is annotated as zinc finger CCCH domain-containing protein 62-like. The record is from RefSeq and is a predicted model, not a curated record. Bases 18 to 1130 code for a protein of 370 amino acids. The transcript has 7 exons. NCBI's taxonomy places the organism in Eukaryota, Viridiplantae, Streptophyta, Magnoliopsida, Asterales, Asteraceae.